AUGCUAUAUAUACUCGACUUCUACAUUCGAGAGUUCCAUAUAUUGCUACAUUUUUUAAUACAGCCGUCGUCUUUUUGUAUUAUCAUUCAAGGUAUUCAGUUGUGUCCGCCUAAUGUGAUCUCCUGCUUGACAAAUUCAAUCGUUGAUGGGAAUAUCAUUCACGAAGCAGCCGUAAAAAGCAGAGGGAAUGGAGAACAAAAUUUUACGAUACCAGAUGCAAUCCAAAUGGCCUUGUCUCUUUCCUUCACCUCUUUCAGGAAAUCGACUUUUGUUCAGUGCCAGGACCCCUUAAUACCGAACUCCCCUUUAUCUCGGGAUUUACGCCUAUUCCUCUUGUUAAUUGCUUUCGAAAGGACUGUGUUGAUAGUUUUUGAACGUGCAACUUCGUCGCUCACACUGUUUGACUCUCACAUGCAUGGCCACUCAGAAGGUACACGUCACAACAUCUUUCUUGUUUGGCAUAUUUGCCUCAACAUCUGUAACACACAACUUAGGAAAGAGAAUAAACUGGAAAGAAGGAUAGCAAGUGACUAUGACCAUCUGACACGAAUUGAACUCGCAACUCUUCGGCAAGCUGAGCCUCCGUGUUCGGUGUCUGCUCUGAGUUUCCGUGUAAGAAAUUACGAGCUUUCUUAUUUGAAGUUUCCAUGGUCCGUGAAGAGCGCAUGUGAUAAUGCACGGCGGUGUCGUAAACGACAUCAGGCUAUGGAUUCUAAAAAUUUAUUUUGA
Molecule: messenger RNA, 729 nt
Organism: Cylicostephanus goldi
Lineage: Eukaryota; Metazoa; Nematoda; Chromadorea; Rhabditida; Strongylidae
Source: the annotation of a GenBank genome assembly